AUGAGUGGUGAAGAAGGACAUGGCUGUGAAAUGGCCAAUGGAUAUUAUUCAUGGCUUACUAUUUUUCAAGUGUUCGACACAAAUUACGAUGGUUAUAUUGCGACGCAUGAUCUAAGACGAUUUGUUCGUAAUUCAGCUACUUCAUUUGGAUUAUCAAGACAAGAAGCGGACGCUUUACUGCAAAAUAUUGAUAAGAAUGGUGAUCAUCUACUCGAUUUUGCUGAAUUCUGCACCCUGAUGAGCAAAGCUAAAAAGCUGCGCAUGCGACACGUAUUGUUUCGAGCGGCACAAAUGGUGGUACCCCGGAGCAGUCGAACAGUACCAUUCAACUAUUUGCAACAAUACAACUGCUUUCCUCCGCCGGUCUUUAUGAUCUGUAUAUCUAUCUUAGAGAUAGCAGCUUACGUCUAUUAUGUUGUGCGACUUAGAAGCGGAAUUGAAUUGUAUGGACCGGUACCUCAAAAAUCUCUCCUCAUAUUCAAUCCUUAUAAAACCAAUGAAGUGUGGCGAUAUUUCACUUACAUGUUUAUUCAUAUAGGGAUAAUACAUUUGGCUUUCAAUAUCUUAACACAAAUCGUUCUUGGCAUUCCACUCGAAUUGGUCCAUAAAUUCUGGAGAAUUGCUUUAGUAUAUCUGUCUGGUGUUCUAGCUGGUUCUUUGCUGGAUUACGCUAUUGACCCGCGAACGCACUUGGCUGGGGCCUCUGGAGGUGUUUAUGCUUUGCUUGCAGCACAUAUAGCCGAACUACUGAUUAAUUGGGCCGAAAUGGAAUUUGCACUUUACCGAGCUCUUGUUUUGGUAGUUCUGAUCUCAAGUGACGUAUCCCUGGCCAUCUACCAUCGAUACUAUCUUAACACGACGGAUAAAGUUUCUCAUGUAUCGCAUCUUGCUGGUUUCGUGGCUGGAGUGCUAAUGGGUACCGUCGUGUUACGGAAUUUUCGGAAGAAGAAUUGGGAACGUAUAGUAUGGUGGAUUGCUUUUACAGUAACAGGCUCUUCAUUCUCAAUACUUGUCUUACUCAAUAUCAUACCGCAUAUCUGA
This is a messenger RNA of Brugia pahangi, 1041 nucleotides long. NCBI's taxonomy places the organism in Eukaryota, Metazoa, Nematoda, Chromadorea, Rhabditida, Onchocercidae. The record is from the annotation of a GenBank genome assembly.